CACAGGAUUAACUACUUCUGCAGUAUUAACUACUGCUCUUUCUUCAAUUCUCCAUGGCUGCUUCUCUCUCUUGCUUUCUCUUCAGUUUCUAUCUGCUCUUCUCCUCUUUCUUUCCUCCGCCAUCAUGUGGCGCCCCAGCAGUUACCACAACAGCAAUGCCGUGUUCCAGAGCGGAAGUUCUCCUGCAAGAGGCGAGAGCUCCAGAGUUCUUCGAUUGGCUGAAGGGGAUACGGAGGAGAAUCCACCAGCAUCCGGAGCUCGCCUUCAAGGAGUACAAAACUAGCGAACUGAUCAGAUCGGAACUGGAUGCCCUCGAAGUUGAGUACACUUGGCCGAUUGCCAAGACAGGGGUCAUCGCAUCGAUCGGGUCAGGCGAGGGACCCCGGUUUGCUCUUAGGGCGGACAUGGACGCUCUUGCUAUGCAGAGCGGGAAGUUUGAAGAAGACAACUGAGAAAUCAAUUCUAAGAAGCAGAUCAAGGUGAGAGGUAA
Messenger RNA from Dendrobium catenatum, 490 nucleotides. Its product is annotated as IAA-amino acid hydrolase ILR1-like 4. Gene Ontology annotation, molecular function: IAA-Ala conjugate hydrolase activity. Gene Ontology annotation, biological process: auxin metabolic process. The record is from RefSeq and is a predicted model, not a curated record. The transcript is spliced from 2 exons. Bases 54 to 452 code for a protein of 132 amino acids. Gene Ontology annotation, cellular component: endoplasmic reticulum. Lineage: Eukaryota; Viridiplantae; Streptophyta; Magnoliopsida; Asparagales; Orchidaceae.